AAUGCACACCAAAAGUUGAUAUAAGAAGAAGAAGAAUAGACGGAAGACUACUACACUAUUUACACAUUUUAAGAUGAGAUGUGCGAAAUAAACCGCAUCGAAUGUGGAAUCCCCAGAAUUGCUUCCAGGACGUUCACGUUUGAAGACAGCAGGAAAGACACGCAGUUUGAAGACAGCAGGAAAGACACGCAGUUUGAAGACAGCAGGAAAGACACGCAGUUUGAAGACAGCAGGAAAGACACGCAGUUUGAAGACAGCAGGAAAGACACGCAGUUUGAAGACAGCAGGAAAGACACGCAGUUUGAAGACAGCAGGAAAGACACGCAGUUUGAAGACAGCAGGAAAGACACGCAGUUUGAAGACAGCAGGAAAGACACGCAGUUUGAAGACAGCAGGAAAGACACGCAGGAGCGACUGAGCGUGUUCAUACCGGAGGUGGUGGAUGCCCAGUACGGCACGUACGUGUGGCCCAGUGCGGUGGUGCUGGCUCAGUAUGUGUGGAGCAGAAGACUGGACCUGAAGGAGCAGACGGUGUUGGAGCUGGGUGCAGGAGUCAGUCUUCCAGGUGUGGUGGCGGCCAAGUGCGGUGCAAAGAUCAUCCUUUCUGACGACGCCAACACGUUGCUAUGGCAACACACCUGCAGACGCAGCUGUGAUGCCAACAACCUGCAUGAGGUGCUCACGCUGCCUCUCACCUGGGGGGACAUCUCAGCACACCUGGCCCUGCUUGCACCGCUCCACCUCAUCUUGGGAUCAGAUGUUUUCUACGAGCCUGCAGAUUUUGAAGACAUCCUGGUCACAGUUGUGUUUCUUCUGCAAAAGAACCCCACAGCUGAGUUUUGGAUGACGUAUCAGGAACGGAGGUAUGUCCAUGCAUCCUGGCUACGUUACCAGUGCAGACUGUGAACUGCUCAUCUGGUAUCAAAACCACAACACACAAGGC
Messenger RNA from Entelurus aequoreus (snake pipefish), 943 nucleotides. RefSeq names its product histone-arginine methyltransferase METTL23-like. Bases 79 to 906 code for a protein of 275 amino acids. The record is from RefSeq and is a predicted model, not a curated record. The transcript is spliced from 4 exons. Gene Ontology annotation, cellular component: cytoplasm; nucleus. NCBI's taxonomy places the organism in Eukaryota, Metazoa, Chordata, Actinopteri, Syngnathiformes, Syngnathidae.